Molecule: messenger RNA, 1287 nt
Organism: Zea mays
Lineage: Eukaryota; Viridiplantae; Streptophyta; Magnoliopsida; Poales; Poaceae
Product: plant-specific domain TIGR01627 family protein
Exons: 1
Coding region: 112-1035 (307 amino acids)
Biological process (GO): xylan biosynthetic process
Source: RefSeq, marked validated
ACCGCACACGCUCUACUUCCCGAACAAAGCAAAGCAAAGCACGGACGGACGGACGGGCUCUGCACGAGGGCGUCGCGUCGCCUCCGCCCGCCGGACACAUCCCCGGCAAUAAUGAGGCCCCCCGGCCGGCGCCGCGUCCUCGCCGCCGGCGCCUGCGCGCUGCUGCUGGCCGCGACCUUCCUGGCGGCCGGCCUGUUGACGACGUCCUCCCUGGCGCCGUACCUGCUGCCGCCGCUGGCCCUGUCGCUGCCGUGCCUGCCGGCGGUGACCGCGCCGGCGGGGUCCGGGUACGGCGCGGCGCCGGGCGUGGCGGCGCUGGCGGAGGCGGCCGUGGCGUACGCGACCUCGGAGACCGUGCCGCAGCAGUCGGUCGACGAGAUCUCGCUGUCGCUGGCCGUGCUGCGGCGGCGCGCGCCGCUGCGGCUGCUGGUGUUCGGGCUGGGCCACGACUCGAGGCUGUGGCACGCGCUGAACCCGGGCGGCGCCACGGUGUUCCUGGAGGAGGACCCGGCGUGGUACCGCGUGGUGCGGGCGCAGUCGCCGUUCCUGCGCGCGCACCUGGUGGCCUACCGCACGCGCCUCGACCAGGCGGACCGGCUCCUGGCCACGUACAGGCGGCACCCGGCCUGCCUCCCCGGCGGCGGCGGCGGCAACGACACCCUGCAGCUGCCGCGCGUGCGCGGCAACUGGGCGUGUCCGCUGGCGCUGUACAACCUGCCGCCCGAGGUGUACGAGACCGAGUGGGACAUGGUCAUGAUCGACGCGCCCAAGGGGUACUUCGCGGCGGCGCCCGGGAGGAUGGCCGCGAUAUGGACCGCGGCCGCCAUGGCCCGCGCGCGCCAGGGCGAGGGCGACACCGACGUCUUCCUGCACGACGUCGACCGGAGGGUGGAGAAGGCGUUCGCCGAGGAGUUCCUCUGCGAGAGAUUCCGGGUCGGCGGCACCGGCCGGCUCUGGCAUUUCAGGAUCCCGCCAGUUUCACGGCGUGGGGAGGACGGCACGGCGACCGCCGGUGACCGGAACCCGUUUUGUUAAGGCGCCGGUGAGAGUCUUGGACGGUCUAUUUGGCCCUAUUUGGGACGGUCUAUAGUUAGUACUCCGUAAACAGGAUUUACGUCGUCGUCGGCCCUGCAGUUCGAAUGCAUUCGAGUUUUUUUGUUUUGUUUUGUUUAAAAAGCAGAUGCGAACACAUGUAUUUCCUUUCGUUCGGUGUUUCAAAGUGAUAGUUCAUCAGGAAUCAGGGAAUGCACAAUAGAUCCAAUAAUGUAAUAUAAUGUAAUGCUCACU